This is a messenger RNA of Daucus carota subsp. sativus, 936 nucleotides long. RefSeq lists its product as uncharacterized. Gene Ontology annotation, biological process: telomere maintenance; DNA replication; DNA repair. Gene Ontology annotation, molecular function: DNA helicase activity. The transcript has a single exon. Lineage: Eukaryota; Viridiplantae; Streptophyta; Magnoliopsida; Apiales; Apiaceae. Bases 1 to 936 code for a protein of 311 amino acids. The record is from RefSeq and is a predicted model, not a curated record. Gene Ontology annotation, cellular component: replication fork.
AUGUAUCCCAAUAGCAAACCCUUUGGAGGCAUAACGGUCGUUUUUGGUGGUGAUUUUCGUCAGAUAUUACCUGUCACUCCCAAAGCUGGCCGUCCAGAAAUUGUUGGAGCUGCUCUUAAUAAUUCACCAUUGUGGGAACACUGCCAGGUUUUUCUUCUAUGGCGUAACAUGCCUCUACAAUCUGGAAACACUGAUGAGCAGAACAGAUUAAUAAGGGACUUCAGUGAGUGGCAGCUAAAAGUGGGAGAUGGCAAGGUCGAUCCGAUCAGCAGGAAGGAUCAUAUUUCAGAGGUGCUAUUUAGGUUACCCACGCAGCAUGUGCUUAAUUCUGUCGAUACACCAAUACAAGACUUGAUUGAUGUUGUUUAUGAAGAUUUUUCCAAUAAUAUAUCAAAUCCACAGUACUUUAGUUCCCGUGCCAUCCUGACUCCAACAAAUGUUGUUGUGGAUGACAUAAAUUAUGCCAUCCUUGACAAGUUGCCUGGAGAGACUCACACGUUCUACAACCAAGAUUCUCUAGAAGAACAAGGCCUUGAAGAAAAUGAUUUUGACGAAUCAUUUCCCAUUGAAUAUCUCAACUCCUUGAACAUUCCAUGUAUUCCUAAACAUGAACUGAAGCUCAAGAUUGGUACUCCUGUUAUGCUGAUGAGGAAUUUAAAUCAGAUCAACGGGUUGUGCAAUGGUACUCGUAUGAUGGUCACUGGCUGCAAGAAGAAUAGCAUUGAGUGUGAAAUAACGUGUGGUUCACAUGUUGGGACAAAACACCUUAUCCCAAGGAUUGAGAUGAUACCGACUGAGACACCCUGGCCUUUUGAUUUUAAGAGAACACAAUUCCCCCUGCAAUUAUGUUUUGCUAUGACGAUAAACAAGAGCCAGGGCCAGUCACUUGAUAUUGUUGGUCUUUUCUUGCCUAGGCCCGUUUUCUGUCAUGGUUAG